UCUGCUCCCCCGCGGCUGCCAGCAGCCCCAGGCUUGGCUUCAGUCCCCCAUUGCCACCUACCGCCUUGCUCAGUGUCUGGCAAGACCCAGGGCUUUGCCUGGAGCUAUAACUCUUGCAGGCUUCCCCUCCUCCUUCCUCCCAACAGGAUUUCUGCUCCGAAAGCCCCGGGUUUCCUGCUCCCAGCUGGGGAAGGGGAGGGACUCCUGGCCUUGGGGCCCCACAAGCCAGGCUCUGCCUCCGGGGAGGAGGAGGACGACGGGCUCCAUGUCCCACUUCAGGGCUCAUCAUCCUCACUGGAGGCGAAUGAAGGACGAGGUUUUGGGGUGCCAAGUCAGGAAGGGGGGGAUUUAGUCUCUGGAGCAAAUGAAGAGACAAUUCCUCUUUGCAAUCGACUGUUUCAGGGAGGAUUUUCCAGCAUGCAGCAGCAAGGCGGGGAAAGAAAGGAGGAAAAGACGGAGGCUCUGGCAGCUGGGAAGAGCCCAGGCACCGAAGCUGCGGACAGAGGGUGGGCAUGGGGAGUGGUGUUUCACUUCUUCCUGGUCAACGUACUCGUGAUGGGGAUGCUCAAGACCUUUGGGAUUUUCUUCGUGGCUUUCCAAGAGGAGGUGGGGGGCUCCUCCGAGCAAGUCAGCUGGAUCGGCUCCAUCAUGUCCUCGCUGCGCUUCUUAGGAGCCCCGCUCGUGGCCGUGGUCUGCAGGAGGCUGGGCGAGCGGCCGACUUCCAUCAUCGGGGCCGGCUUGGUCGCAGGGGGCUGCCUGCUCAGCACACAGGCCACCAGCGUCCCCUUCCUCUGCGUCUCCAUGGGACUUCUCCUGGGUAUGGGGUUCGCCUGCCUUUACCAGGCAGCCGCGGUGAUGACAGCCAAGCGCUGCAGGACACGGCUGGCUUUCUCCAACGCCAUCGCCCGCUCCGGGAUGGGGCUGACGUUUCUAAUAGCGCCGUUCACUCAACUUCUCAUCGAUUUCUAUGGCUGGCAAGGUACUCUCCUGAUUUUUGGAGGCAUCAUGUUAAACCUCGUGCCCUCCAGCAUGCUGCUGCGACCUGCCAGCACCCAGCCGCCUCAACCGUCCUCUGCUAAAAAUCAAGACUGUGGGUCUUUAAUGGCAAAGGAGGAUUCAGAAACCCUCGAUGGCUGCUUAGAUGAAACCACUCGUGGGGAAAUACAGCGCUGCAGUGCACAGGACCUUCCCACCACGGAGGGGCUCACGAUGUCCCAUGGCAGAGAAGCCUCUGGUCCAGUAAAUACAUCUGCUCUGGAAAGGCUCGAGAAACCCCCCAGGGACAGCUGCUCGCCAGAAAUAGCCACCGAGGCCAAGAAAAGCUACAAAUCCCUUCCACCGACCGAAAAAGAAAGUUCACAGCCUCUCUUCGACUUCUCCCCACUAAAGGACCCCGUCUUCUGGAUUUUCACGUGGUCUUUUUUGUUCAGCCACUUGGCCUACUUCGUGCCCAUCUUCCACCUGGUAGCAAGAGCCAGGACGCUGGGCAUAAGCAGCAUGGAUGCCUCUUACCUCAUUUCAGUGGCUGGUGUGACGGAGACAGUCAGCCAACUGCUCUCGGGCUGGGUCGCCGACCAGAACUGGACCAAGAAGUAUCACUACCACGUGGCUUACCUUGUCCUCGGCGGCAUCACCAACCUGCUCGGUCCCCUGGCCACCACCUUCCCGUUACUCAUGACCUACGCCGUGGCCUUCGCUGUUUUCUGCGGUGGGUUCAUGGCUCUGGUCCUCCCUGUGCUGGUAGAUCUAGUGGGUGUGCAAAAACUCCACAGCUACUUGGGGUUUGCUGCCUUCUUUGCUGGGAUAGCAGCCAUCAGUGGACCCCCUCUAGCAGGGUGGCUGUAUGACUACACCCAGACAUAUGUCUGCUCUUUCCUCUUUGCUGGAGCCUGUGCUCUCAUCUCACCUAUUUCCUUCUUCUUUGAGCCUUCAGCCCAGAAAUGGAAGCUAAAAAAAGCCACCCUGAACACCGGCCCAGGCUUGGCUGAAGCCAUCCUACAGUGGAAAUUUUAAAAGACGGUCUUUGACUGCAUCCAUGAUCAGAAAGCGAUCACCAGCACAGACCUUCUGUACCAGGAAAUAUAAACAGCAGCAAAAAUUAAAAUACGGAUUUUUAGAUGACAGAUUCACAGUUUGUAUAUCUAGAUAUUUUUCCUACACAUGUGAUUAAAGUCAUUUGAGAAAUA
This is a messenger RNA of Tyto alba (common barn owl), 2186 nucleotides long. It is a transcript of the gene SLC16A4, whose product is annotated as solute carrier family 16 member 4. The record is from RefSeq and is a predicted model, not a curated record. Gene Ontology annotation, biological process: transmembrane transport; monocarboxylic acid transport. Gene Ontology annotation, molecular function: monocarboxylic acid transmembrane transporter activity. Lineage: Eukaryota; Metazoa; Chordata; Aves; Strigiformes; Tytonidae.